AUGGCAGUCAAGUCGAUGGUUCAGCCGGCUACCGCCUUCCACAUGACAACUCAGAGCUGUGCUACGCGGAAGCAGGCGCCAGAGGCGAGCUCGUCUUCGGACAGUUUGCCCCUGUCGUCGAGCCCCUCCUCGUCAGCAACGGCGGCCAGUUCUCAGACGAAGGGCAAGAAGAGGAAGGCCGCGGAGAUGCGGUCGGAUAGUCCUGAUGAGGUCAUAGAGGCCAAAAGACAACGGCCAGAUCCAGAAGAAAGGGCGUCUGGCCAGGGCGAGCAGCCCACCGACCUUGACUACAACAAAGAACAGCAGUACUGGCCACAGUACAAUCCGAAGAAGCCGGUGUACUAUACCAGCGCCGGGACCAGGUACCGGCCGGGGUCCGCCGGCGGUGGCUCGGAGACACGGUCGCCCAAGAAGUCCACCCGGGGAGGUGGCCGUGGCCGUGGGGGUGGUCACGCGAACAGCGGUGGCCGGAAGGGCAGACAGAAGGGCAAAGGGGCCCGGGGCGGAGAAAGCCCAGAACCACCAAACCGGCGGCGUCCCUUGACGCAGGAUGACCGGGUGGAGAUCUCCAUGCUCAAGGCAAGGCAGCAAGAACUCAAGCGGUUCUUUAAGGUUGUCGGGGCCCAACAGAUCGACAUCCUUGACCAGCUGGCGUCCGGGGAUCUGUCCAAGAUCGCGCGGAAGCCUAAAGCCCACAAGCAUGUCCCAGAGCAUGACAUGGCUACGGAAACUCUGGAACAGCUCAUGGAAAGCGCUCAAGACACAAUCACGGCGAGAUACCGGGUGCAGGUGGAGCACGAGGUACGGCGGAUGAUGCAAGAGAAGGAGGUGAUCGAACGGCAGUUCAAGACACACGUUGCCGAAGCCCGCAAAGAGCACCUCGCUGGUGCCGAAGGAGACAUCAUCCUCUUCGAGCGAGCCUAUCGUGCAGCACAUGAUGACACCCAUACCGAAUCCGGUUCUGAUAUGGACUAUUUCCCUCACUACCACGAAUUACCUGAAGCAGACAGGCAGCCACGAGGUUAUGUCUCCAGCAAAAUCAUGGAUGAAAAGCCAUUCAAGCAACAGCUGGCCUCUUUCGACGAGCAGGCACGGCAGGAAGUACUGAAUGAAGAUGUUAUCAGGCCUCUCCUGAAACAGAUGGAACGACGCAACAAUGAGUGGCGGGAAGAGCUCAUUCGCAAGAAGUCACAGAACCUCGACGCGCUCUCAGCAGAAGCCAUCAAGGAGCUGGAGAACAUCAAGGGCUACCUUGUGCCGAGACCCUUCAAGAUGGGUGACAGCGGAUCUUAUGCGUUGUCAGCCCUGGCCGACGUUUCCGAGUGGAUUGCACAACAGCAACCGGAGCGACAGUACAUAUACAUGCCACUGGCGCCUGGCGAUAGCUUUCCUCGUGAAGCAUUGGACUUCUCUCCUCUUCCCGGACAGGCGCCUCAAGUGGGACGUCCAACAUCAUCGAACCAGAACCAUUUCCAAUAUCCAGCCAACAACAGACUGUUCUCGACACUGCCGCCGCCUCCGGCUCCUAUACCCGCCACCGGACCUGGUGACCGAACUCUACCUCGGAUUGUAACAAGUGCACCUGGUGAUCCUACUCUCCCUAGAAUUCUGCCCAACGGACCGGGCGAGACAAACAUGACUCUGCCUCGCAUAGUGUCAAGUGGACCUGGUCAGCCCAUUGCUCCGGCACCACCAAAACAGCCUGCUCCUCGCGCAUCCGGUCCGUCCCUGUUUCGAUACAGCACACGGAUGAGCGCACAGCCGCAACAACCUUCUCCGACAAUGACGAAUGGACCACAACAAUUCAUCUUCCAACCACCACAACAGCCCUACCAACACCAGCCUGCUCCGGGGCCUCUCUCGACGCCGCAAUAUGGUCCGACCGGUGCAGGAGCUCCGAUUGGACAGCAGACCAAGAUCCCGAUAACUUUCGUCAAUCAGACGAUCGCGAGUCGGAAUGCAGCAGCUGCAUCGGCCGCGUCUGCGGGAAACGGAAACGGAAACGCCAAUGCCAACGGUAAGGGCGGACAGAGGAUAUUGUUGCCCAAAGUCUGA
Messenger RNA from Capronia coronata CBS 617.96, 2055 nucleotides. RefSeq lists its product as uncharacterized. NCBI's taxonomy places the organism in Eukaryota, Fungi, Ascomycota, Eurotiomycetes, Chaetothyriales, Herpotrichiellaceae. The record is from RefSeq and is a predicted model, not a curated record. The coding region runs from base 1 to 2055 and encodes 684 amino acids. The transcript has 2 exons.